UAUGGCGGCACGAGACAGAUCCGGCCGUCCUCAAAAUGGAAAUUCCAGACACUAUCAAGAGGCACCUGGUUCAUACAAUGCUGCAUUUAAUAGGGGGUCAUUUCAGCGACUGGACACCUCCUCCCCCCGUCCCAGCAGCGUUGGUAGUGUGCAGAGUGUUCAGGGCCUGUCAACCCGGGGACCUCGUCCAAACCAACCGAUAUGUAUCGGCGAGGAAGUCAGAAUUGGCAUACACUUGACAGUUGAACGAUUUAAACUCAGUGAAAACCAAAAAGAGCUGGAGUUCCCCUCCUCCUUGAGUGCAACUGAGAGGGCCUACAUCCACAGACUGUGUGACGAUCUCGGCAUGAAAUCCAAGAGUCGAGGGAAAGCAGCCAAUCGCUUCCUGACAAUAUACAAGAAGGAUUCUAAUCAAGCAGUGAGCUCUGCUUCUGGCUUCCAACUGUCCCGCAACUCCAGACAGCAGGCAGUCAGUCUGCUACAGAGGUUCCCCCUCUCCAACAAGGAGCGGCAGGAUCUCCAACCAAAGACACAAAAGUCACCUCUUGGUGAAGUUACAAGGGAAUUCAGUAAGAUGACAACAGGUCGAUUGAACAAUGGCGUCCCCCAGGUUCCACCCUCCCGAAAUGAAACUGACCUUGACGUGUUCAGGGAAGGCUUACCAAUUCAGCAGCUGAAAGAAGAUAUCAUAUACGCCACAAAUCACAACCAAGUCUUGCUGGUGGCAGGAGAAACAGGCUCGGGCAAAACAACUCAGGUACCUCAGAUGAUUUUAGACGACUGUAACAAGAACAACAAGCCAUGUAGAAUAUUCUGCACCCAGCCACGCAGGAUUGCAGCUCUCAGUAUAGCUGAACGUGUCGCACAGGAGAGAGGAGAGAGGAUUGGCCAGACAGUGGGCUACCAGAUACGAUUAGAGAGCAAAGUAUCGCCGAAGACUUUGCUGACAUUCUGCACCAAUGGCGUGUUGCUGAGGACACUGAUGGGAGGGGAUAAUGCCCUGGGCACUCUCACCCACAUCAUUGUUGAUGAGGUUCAUGAGCGGGAUCGGAUCAGUGACUUCCUGCUCGCAGUUGUGAAAGACCUGCUUCACAAGUACAAGAACCUGCGCCUCAUUCUUAUGAGUGCCGCCCUCAACACCGAGAUGUUCAUCAAGUACUUCAGUGGCUGCCCUGUAGCUUAUGUCCCAGGCACUCUGUUUCCUGUGGAAGAACACUUUCUGGAAGAUGUUCUCAAAUGGACUGGCUACAGUAACAAGAAGAUGGAGAAAUACAGAAGAGAGCUAAGUAAAGUGAAGAGUCAGCAGGAGCACCUGGAUGAGUGGUGCACCCAGGGAGUCUCUUCCGAAGGACGCCGUGCCAGCAUGGACGAAGACUUCACAGCUGACAGAAUCCUGGGGGAGGAGAGGGUUGUUGCUAUAGAGUGUAUCCUACUGUUGACAGCUGGGGAGGAGAGGGUUGUUGCUAUAGAGUGUAUCCUACUGUUGACAGCUGGGGAGGAGAGGGUUGUUGCUAUAGAGUGUAUCCUACUGUUGACAGCUGGGGAGGAGAGGGUUGUUGCUAUAGAGUGUAUCCUACUGUUGACAGCUGGGGAGGAGAGGGUUGUUGCUAUAGAGUGUAUCCUACUGUUGACAGCUGGGGAGGAGAAGGUUGUUGCUAUAGAGUGUAUCCUACUGUUGACAGCUGGGGAGGAGAGGGUUGUUGCUAUAGAGACUGGGGAGGAGAAGGUUGUUGCUAUAGAGUGUAUCCUACUGUUGACAGUGGGGAGGGAGAAGGUUGUUGCUAUAGAGUGUAUCCUACUGUUGACAGCUGGGGAGGAGAGAGGUUGUUGCUAUAGAAGUCUGGGGGAGGAGAGGGUUGUUGCUAUAGAGUGUAUCCUACUGUUGACAGCUGGGGAGGAGAAGGUUGUUGCUAUAGAGUGUAUCCUACUGUUGACAGCUGGGGAGGAGAAGGUUGUUGCUAUAGAGUGUAUCCUACUGUUGACAGCUGGGGAGGAGAAGGUUGUUGCUAUAGAGUGUAUCCUACUGUUGACAGCUGGGGAGGAGAGGCUGGGGGAGGAGCAGGAGGACCUUGAGCCAUGGGUUGUGAAGGAGAUGGACAAGCUGCUGAGUGAGGUGUGGUUGUCAGGGGAGGAAGAGGUCUUCUCACAAAUCUUCCAUCUCAUAAUGGCAGAGAAUGUCAGUGUGGACUACAAGCACAGUGAGACGAGUGCAACUCCCCUGAUGAUAGCAGCAGGGCGGGGCUUGUCUGUGACUGUGGAGCAACUCCUUAACCUUGGCGCCAACAUCAAUGUCAGAGCAUCAAAUGAAUGGACAGCCCUUGAUUGGGCCAAGAAAUUCAAUAGAAAUGACAUUGUUGAAAUGCUUGAGGCAUAUGUUGCCUCCAUUGAGUGUGGGAGUGCCAGUGAGGAUGGGAAGGAAGAUGCAGUUGUCUCGGCUGAAGACCGUGAAAUCCUCAAUGUCUACCACCACAGCUUUGAUGAUGAGAAAGUUGACACGGACCUCAUCUCUGCACUUAUAUACGCUAUAAUGUCAUCAAAGAAGGAAGGUGCUAUACUAGUCUUCCUACCUGGAUAUGAUGAUAUUGUCACUCUCAGGGAUAUCAUAGCUGAAGACAAGAAAUUUGAAAGUUUUAGGUAUGUGCUGUAUACACUCCACUCAUCCAUACAGUCCAACGAUCAGAGGAAGGUCUUUAAGAUGGCACCGCAGGGCGUACGCAAAAUUAUACUAUCCACCAACAUUGCUGAGACAAGUGUCACAGUUAAUGAUGUCGUCUUUGUCAUCGAUUCAGGAAAGGUGAAAGAGAAAUCAUUUGACGCUCUGUCUUCAUGCUCUAUGCUUAAGAGCAACUGGGUGUCCAAGGCCAGUUGUUUGCAGAGGAAAGGGAGAGCUGGUCGAUGUCGGCCCGGGGUCUGCUAUCACAUGUUCAGCCGUAUUCGCUACAGCAGUAUGCAAGAGUACCAGCAACCAGAAAUCCUCAGAUAUCCUCUUCAGGAGCUGUGCCUCAACACCAAGCUGUUGGCCCCUGUCAACAUGAGCAUCGCUGACUUCCUUGCCAAGUGUCCCGAACCGCCAUCUUUUCUGGUCACUAGGAAUGCAGUCCAACUCCUGAAGCAAAUGGAUGCUCUGGACACGUGGGAGGAUCUGACCGAGCUGGGCCAUCAUCUGACUGACCUCCCCGUGGAGCCCCGGCUGGGCAAGAUGGUUCUGUACUCAGUGGUGCUUAAAUGUCUUGACCCCAUCCUCACCAUUGUCUGUGCUCUGGCUUACAAGGAUCCAUUCACUCUCCCGUCGCAGCCUCACCAGAAGAGAUCUGCAGCUAUGGCACGAAGAAAGUUUGCUUCAGGAACAUUCAGUGAUCACAUGGCCCUCCUACGAGCUUUCCAGGCAUGGCAGAAGGCUCGGACGGAGGGCUGGGAGAGAUCCUUCUGUGACAGGAACUUCCUCUCCUCGGCAUGCAUGGAGAUGAUAGUUGGAAUGAGAACUCAGUUGUUGGGUCAGCUGAGAGCCUCUGGGUUUGUACGAGCCCGUGGUGGCGGUGACAUCCGAGACCUGAACACUAACUCAGAGAACUGGGCCGUGGUGAAGGCAGCACUGUGUGCAGGGAUGUACCCAAACAUUGCCUGUGUGGACCGGAACAGGAAUGUCGUGGUCACUCAGAAAGAGUCCAAGGUGCGUUUCCACAGCCAGUCUGUGCUGAGCCCCGCCCCCACCACUGAGUGGGUAAAUGGGGCAUCCACCCAUGCCAAGUCUGUCCGCAUGCUCCAGGGGGAUUGGUUGAUCUAUGAGGAAAUGACGCGCUUCAACAAAAUGGCCAGUGCCAAGUGCUGCACCGUCCUCUCAGCUGUUGCUGUGGCCAUCUUUGCUGGGCCAUCCAAGUUGCCGACGGAAGCCAUAAGGGAGGCAGAGGGCAUCCAUGAACAUGAGGCUGGCGAUGGGAUGUACGCUGACCACAGCAGUGACAGUGAGGGUGAAGACAAGGAGGACCUGAAGAAGUCCACCCUGCAGCUGGACGACUGGCUGUGUUUCCGGCUGGACAAGGAGAAGCAACUGAGACCCAAGUGGCCAUGGUCACAAAUGGAUGAGGCCGUUGUACGAGCUGUGAUAAAUGUCCUGACCAAUGAGGAGCAGUCUCAGGGUCUGCAGCAACCAGCUGGUAUCGGACAAAGACCCAGACCUAUGUCUGCUGAGUCGAUGAUGAUAUCAGGCAACAGUCGAGGCUACAUCGAAGCUGAUGACAACCAGGGCAAGUACAACAACCGCAAAUACCCAGGAACUCCGCCCAAGAGAAAGGAAAUCAACCUCAAAGGCAGCAAGACCAGUGAAGACAGACUGGAGACAUCUUCCGUCCACAGCAACUCAGCAAGCAACAGCAGUGCCAACAGCCUGAAGGGCAGUGCCGGCAGCACCCCAUGCCCCUCCCCCCAGCCCUCCUCACCCUCUAAGUGGGCAGAGAGGGACCCAGGGGGGACCAGCUCCCACCCCUGCAGGCUGUUUGUGAUGAAGUGUAACAACCAGAAGAACCUUGACAUCUCCCUGCAGAAGGGGUUGUGGGCCACAUCUGUCAGCAAUGAGAAGAAACUCAACAAGGCUUUCCAGGAUGGCAAGACAGUGUACCUGAUUUUCUCCAUACAAGGCAGUGGUCACUUCCAGGGUUAUGCCAAGAUGCUGUCCGAAAUCCGGAAAGACAAAUCACAAGAUUUUAUUUCACCUGGCCUCAGUGGUAGCUUUGCCAUUGAGUGGGUCAAGAGGGCAAUGAUCCCCUUCCAGAGCACACACCACCUGACCAAUCCCUGGAAUGAGAACAAGAAGGUCCAGGUCAGCAGGGAUGGCCAGGAAAUUGAGCCCAGUGUUGGAGAAGCUCUCCUGAAACUCUGGGACAAGUAUCCUAACUACCAGAAGCGCUCGUCCCCAUCUUCUGGAACCAAGGUCAUCCUGAAGCAUAACAACUCAGCUCCACCAAAGCUCCUGAGCAAAGACUGUGAUAUGCCUGAGCAGAAAGACAGUGGUGACAGUGAUGGCCAGGCAGAGUCUGGUCCACCUGGCACUGCCACAAAGUCCUCCAGUUCUGCAUCCCUCACCCGAUCAAACUCGUCCACCAGCAGCCAGGGAUCAGGACACAGCUCAAACACUCCCACUAGUCAGCAAGGUCACUACCAAGGUUCUCAUGGAGGUCAAGGACAUUAUCAAGGUCAUGGCCACAACCACCACCAGCAGCAACAGAAUCGCGUGGUGGAGGUGGUGGGGGUCAUUAUGUUCCUCAUGGCAAUAUGGGACCUGUGGGUGGACAUCAUGGAAUGGGAAUGUUCAAUCAAAACCACUUCCAGCAUGGGUACAACCACCAAAUGGGUUACAUGGGCCCCAUGAUGCAUCAUCAUCUGCCUUCUUCACAAAGAGGAGGAAUUUCACCAGUCAUGAUUCUACAGAGAGGCAGUCAUUCAUCUGGUCAUGGGCGUGCCAACUUUCAAGGUCACCAUGGUUACAACUCGGGGCCAGGCUCAUAUCAUCACUGACAGAGCAACUCAAAUCCAUUCAUGUAGAACUGAGGUAGAAAUAUGUACAGAAUGUUUGUCAUUUUAGGGGAGAGGUGCUAGACUGUGAUGUGCCCAUUGUCAUUCUGCUGGCAGGCAAUGUCACUAGAGCCCUGCAAGAAACUGUAACAUUGUAAUCAUUACCUUUCAAUUGAUACUACUCAUAUGAAAGAGUUGGCCAAACACUGCCAACUGAGUCCCCCCCUAUAGAGAAGCAGUCACAAGGAAAGCACAACCUCUGCCAUGUCAAUACCGAUAGACUGUCGCCAAACCUAGCUGGUUUAUGCAUGCACAUGUUGUUUAGUAGUGUUAUGUAUCCAAUGAUUGCAAUAAACUUAGCUUUCAUGGUAAGCUAGCGGUAAAUGUGGUUAUGUUUGAUGAAAUAAUAUUUUGAUAUUAGUUGAAUUAAGUAUUCUGUCUGUGUAACACAGAGUACAUUUUUGCAUGUGAGAGACAAUCCAGAACAGUGAGACAGUUGACAGAUAAUGUGUGGAGUUGCCAUCUCUGCAGAUAUCAAACCAUGGAGACAAUGUGUGGAGUUGGCAUCUCUGCAGAUAUCAAACCAUGAAGAGAAUCCUGGAUUUUGUCUCCAAAGAUUAGUUUGAAAAUACUUGCAAUAAGCUUCCUAUUUCCAUGAAAUGUUUAGCAUGGCAUCAAAGUGGUUGGAUAUACAGAGCUAUAUCUUAGAUUAUGAAUAAUGGGAAAUCACAUGAGAAAAUUCAAAUAUUGAUGGCAAGUUAAAUUUGCUGCCUGCAAAAUGCUUGUAUCAAGAUCUGUUAAUUGUAACACUCACUGUCACAUCUACAGGGAUGUUAGUUGAUUAGUUGGUCCAAUGUUGACCCUCCUCUGUUAUACAGGGUGCAUGAAGAAUGUUGUGUAUUAAUGACCUUGAACCUUCAUCCACACUGUCUGUCAUGUGACACACUUGUAUAUAUUGGUUGUUGUUGAUUCAUUGUCAUCAUGUUAAAAGUAGUACAUGAAUGUUGCCAAAACUCCAAAUGUAUGGAAACACUUACCUUCCUAUGUUUUAUCAGUGUAGCAUGAAUAAAUAACUCAUGUAGUCAUGUGACACCAACUCAAAAUGGUUUACCUUAAACUUUGGAUAAAUUUCAAUGCAAUUAGCCAGGGAAAAGAAUGAAAAAUAUUUUUUCAACUUUCCAAUUAGUAACUUGUAAGUUACACCAUCCCUGAAGUAAGGCUGCAUACCUUUAUGAAAUGUCAUUAUAUUUAGUUUCUAUUUUCAGCAUUCUUUUGUUAGCCUCAUAAAAACUGCUUGAAAAGAUUUAUAAGAUUUCCGACACAGAACAGAUUUUACUGUUUGUUAUAUUCAAUAGUGUAGGUAGGUUUCUGGGUGUGCACACAAUUAUCUGAUAAUGAAAAAGGCAAAAGAGUUUUUGAUUGCAGUUCCAACACGUAAGUUUACAGACAAUACCAAAGUAACAGUCAUAUAAGAGAGUAUCUCCACUCUCUCACCAUACAUGUUUCACAAUAUUUGGAGUCCAGUAGUUUUCACAUUACUCAAACCAUAUUUAUCAUGAGUCUUUUCAAAUAAGUUUCAUUAUCUGUGAUAUUGCAAUGUGUUUGGGUCACUUUCAAGUCAGCAUGUGUCAGUUGCUGGCAUUGUGUUGUUGUUAAUAUUUACAUGUUGCUGUGAUGAUAAGUUAUUUUAUUAUUAUAAACUUCUAAUGUUUUGAAGAAUAAAUAUUUCGGGAGUA
Haliotis rubra (blacklip abalone) is the source of this 7244-nucleotide messenger RNA. Its product is annotated as 3'-5' RNA helicase YTHDC2-like. The transcript has 36 exons. The coding region runs from base 2 to 5365 and encodes 1787 amino acids. Gene Ontology annotation, molecular function: ATP binding; RNA binding; protein binding. The record is from RefSeq and is a predicted model, not a curated record. Lineage: Eukaryota; Metazoa; Mollusca; Gastropoda; Lepetellida; Haliotidae. Gene Ontology annotation, cellular component: intracellular anatomical structure.